AUGGUUAACAAAAGAAAAGCUUCUCAAAUCACUCGAGAGGGAAUGGUUACUGAUGAAGCCUUUCAACCAUUAUUACAAGAAACUUAUAAAGGUAAAAAACUUACCGAUCAAAUCAAUACUGCUGAAGAUAAAUGGAAUUUAUUGCCUGCGUUUUUGAAAGUUAAAGGUUUGGUUAAGCAGCAUCUCGACUCAUUUAAUUAUUUCGUGGAUACAGAUUUGAAGAAAAUCAUCAAAGCCAAUGAAUUGGUAUUAUCAGAUGUCGAUCCAGAAUUUUACUUGAAAUAUUUAGAUAUUAGAGUAGGUCAUAAAUCAUCAAAUGUUCAAAGUAAUAAGCCAGUUCCUAAAGAAGUUAAUUUGGUUCCUCAUCAUUGUAGAUUAAGAGAUUUAACUUACUCAGCUCCCAUUUAUGUUGAUGUAGAAUAUACCAGAGGUCGUAAAAUCAUUGUUCAUAGAGAUUUAGAGAUUGGUAGAAUGCCAAUCAUGUUAAGAUCUAACAAAUGUUUAUUGGAUGGGAUUGAUGAUAAACAAAUGGCAAGUUAUGAUGAAUGUCCUUUAGAUCCCGGUGGAUAUUUUAUUGUCAAUGGUACUGAAAAGGUUAUCUUAGUCCAAGAACAAUUAUCAAAAAAUAGAAUUAUUGUGGAAGCUGACGAGAAGAAAAAUAUCGUUCAAGCUUCAGUUACUUCAUCAACUCAUGAACGUAAAUCCAAAACUUAUGUUAUCACCAAGAAUGAAAAGAUUUAUUUGAAACAUAAUUCUAUUAGUGAAGAUAUUCCUAUUGUUAUCAUCUUGAAAGCUGCUGGUAUUAUUUCUGAUUUAGAAAUCUUACAAUUAGUCUGUGGAGAUGAUUCAAAUUAUCAAGAUUUAUUUGCUAUCAAUUUCGAAGAAGCUGCUAAAUUAGAAAUUUUCACUCAACAACAAGCUUUACAUUAUGUUGGUAAAAGAGUUAAAACUAUAAGAAGAGCUGGAGCUCCUAAAUUGUCUCAAUUACAAGAAGGUAUAGAAGCUAUUGCUACCACUAUAAUUGCUCAUAUUACAGUAGCUGACCUUCAAUUCAGAGAAAAAGCUUUAUACAUAGCCAUGAUGACCAGAAGAGUUUUAAUGACUAUGCACAAUCCAAAAAUGGUUGAUGAUAGAGAUUACGUUGGUAAUAAAAGAUUGGAAUUGGCAGGUCAAUUAAUGUCUUUGCUUUUUGAAGAUUUGUUUAAGAAGUUUAAUUCCGAUUUCAAAGCUAAUAUCGAUAAGAUUUUAAAGAAGCCUAGUAGAGUUUCUGAAUUCGAUGCUUUAUUGUCUAUAAACAUUCAUUCUAAUAACAUUACCAUGGGUAUGAACAGGGCUAUCUCAACGGGUAAUUGGUCUUUGAAACGUUUCAAGAUGGAAAGAGCUGGUGUUACUCAUGUUUUAUCCAGAUUAUCUUAUAUAUCAGCAUUAGGUAUGAUGACCAGAAUUUCAUCUCAAUUCGAAAAAUCAAGAAAGGUGUCCGGUCCUAGAGCCUUACAACCUUCACAAUUUGGUAUGCUUUGUACUUCGGAUACCCCUGAAGGGGAAGCUUGUGGUUUAGUCAAGAAUUUAGCUUUAAUGACCCAUAUCACUACCGAUGAUGAAGAAGAUCCUAUCAGAAAAUUAUGUUUCGUAUUGGGUUGUGAAGAUAUUUUGGAAGUCGACUCAGCAACUUUACAUUCAAAAGGAAAUUUCGGUAUUUAUCUUAAUGGUACUUUGAUUGGUACCACCAGAUUCCCAGCUAAAUUUGUCAGUGAUUUCCGUAACUUAAGAAGAACAGGUAAAGUUUCAGCUUUCAUUUCAAUUUAUACCAAUACCCAUCAAGCUGCUGUUCAUAUUGCCACUGAUGGAGGUAGAAUUUGUAGACCUUUGAUCAUAGUUGACAAAGACAAUAAAUCAAAGGUAAAAGCUAAACAUUUAGCCAAAUUAAUGCAAGGUAAUUGGGCUUUUGAUGACUUCUUACAACAUGGAUUAGUUGAAUAUUUGGAUGUUAAUGAAGAGAAUGAUUCCUUGAUCGCUAUUUAUGAAAAGGAUCUAAUUGAUCCUUCAAAGACUAAUAUUACCCAUUUGGAGAUUGAACCUUUCACAGUUUUAGGAGCUGUUGCAGGUUUGAUUCCAUACCCACACCAUAACCAAUCACCAAGAAAUACUUAUCAAUGUGCGAUGGGUAAGCAAGCAAUUGGUGCAAUUGCUUAUAAUCAAUUCAGAAGAAUUGAUACUUUAUUAUAUUUGAUGGUUUAUCCUCAACAGCCAAUGGUCAAAACCAAAACUAUCGAACUUAUUGAUUAUGAUAAAUUGCCUGCUGGUCAAAAUGCCACUGUGGCCGUCAUGUCAUAUUCAGGAUAUGAUAUUGAAGAUGCUUUGGUUUUAAACAAAGCUUCCAUCGACAGAGGUUUCGGUAGAUGUCAAGUUUUAAGAAAGAAUACUGUGACCUUGAAAAGAUAUCCAAACCACUCCAAAGAUGUUUUGAGUGGUAUAAGAGUUGAUGACAACGAUCACCCUAUUCCACCUCAUGCAUCAUUAGGUAUUGAUGGAUUAGGUGAAGUUGGUACUAAACUUGUCAAUGGUCAAGUUUAUGUUAACAAAAGUGUACCUGUAAAUGCUGGAGAAUCAGUUUUAAACAAAACUGAACCAAAUCAAUCAACAGAAUCAAUGAGAGAAACCCCCGCCUAUUAUAAAGGAGCAGAACCCGCAUAUGUUGAUCAAGUUAUGAUGUCAGUUAGUGAUAAUGAUCAAGCUCUAAUCAAAGUAUUAUUAAGACAAACAAGAAGACCAGAAUUAGGGGAUAAAUUCUCUUCUAGACAUGGACAAAAAGGGGUUUGUGGUAUCAUUGUUCAACAAGAAGAUUUACCUUUCAAUGAUGAUGGUAUUUCUCCAGAUAUUAUCAUGAAUCCACAUGGGUUCCCAUCCAGAAUGACGGUUGGUAAGAUGAUUGAGUUAAUUAGUGGUAAAGCAGGUGUUUUGAAUGGAUCUCUUGAAUACGGUACUUGUUUCGGAGGUUCUGAUUUAGAAGAAAUGAGUGAAGUCUUAGUUAAAAAUGGGUUCAACUAUAGUGGAAAAGACAUGUUAUACUCUGGUAUUACAGGUGAAUGUUUACAAGCUUAUAUUUUCUUUGGACCAAUUUAUUAUCAAAAAUUGAAACAUAUGGUUUUAGAUAAAAUGCAUGCAAGAGCUAGAGGUCCAAGAGCAGUAUUAACUCGUCAACCAACUGAAGGUAGAUCAAGAGAUGGUGGUUUAAGAUUGGGAGAAAUGGAAAGAGAUUGUGUUAUCGCUUAUGGUGCUUCACAAUUAUUAUUAGAAAGAUUAAUGAUUAGUUCUGAUGCUUUUGAAGUCGAUAUUUGUAACAAAUGUGGAUUAAUGGGAUAUAAUACUUGGUGUACCACUUGUAAUAGUUCUGAAAAUGUCAUUAAAAUGACUAUUCCAUAUGCAGCCAAAUUAUUAUUCCAAGAAUUGAUAUCUAUGAAUAUUGCACCAAGAUUGAAGUUAGGAGAUGUUUUCUAA
Molecule: messenger RNA, 3498 nt
Organism: Yamadazyma jaroonii
Lineage: Eukaryota; Fungi; Ascomycota; Pichiomycetes; Serinales; Debaryomycetaceae
Source: the annotation of a GenBank genome assembly